GGUGUUAUUGCCAACAGAAUUAUGGAAGGCAGUACAAUUCAUACGGCACCGAAUACCUCCGAAGAGAGUUUAAAGAUUGCUGGUUCUGCUUCUUCUUUAUUUCGCGAUUCUAUACAGAGUCCCUUUGAUUCUUUAUUUCCACCAGCAAAUGACUCCAACCCUACAGCUGAUUUAAAUAGAACAGAAUCAAUAGAAUCACAUCUCUCACCUCAAACCAACGAAACUGCAAACUCUUACUCUGGAAGUACUGAAAUAACAGCAGAUCCCAAAACCAACGUUACACAGUAUUACGACUAUACGGAACAUGCCUAUGAUGGCAGCGGUCAGGUUUAUUCACAAUAUUAUUACCCCCAACAAUAUCAUUAUGAUCCGGAAGAAGAACAAGAAGUCAAUAUAGUUCACCGAAAUAACAAUGAUAUAUUUGAAUAUCAACCACAAGAUUUAGAAGGUCCCCAAAAGACAGAAUUAUCUCAAGUAGACCAACCUACAACCCAAAUAGCAGAUAAGUCACAAAUUUCGUCGGAGUUAGUUGUUUCUAGAGAGUCAGAAGCAAUUGCUGACUUAACCAACAAAGAUACAAAUAAAGAUACAGGUAAAUUGGAUGAUUUGGAUGAUUUAGUUUUGGGACAUACAACAUCUGGGACUUCUGAAGCAUAUGUAUCCUCAACCACACAUGAAGAAUCUGCUGUUAAGCCAGAAACCAACCAAGCUAUGAAUGAUCCAUCCUUGAAUUAUAAUUAUUGUUUUACUGAAGAUUAUUCAUAUGGCUACGAAUAUGGAAAAUGGGACACAAACGAUUCAAUCAACCAAUAUCAAACUUAUGAUACUUCUCAAGUUUCAGCUGGCAUUGAGGAUGUAAAUAAUCAGCAUACUCAAUAUCCUGCGGUUGAUACCCAACAAUAUCAAGCUUAUCAAGUUGCGGCUGGCAUUGAGGAUGUAAAUAACCAGCAUACUCAAUAUCCUGCGGUUGAUACCCAACAAUAUCAAACUUAUGAUACUUCUCAAGUUUCAGCUGCCAUUGAGGAUGUAAAUAACCAACAUACUCAAUAUCCUGCGGUUGAUACCCAACAAUAUCAAACUUAUGAUACUUCUCAAGUUUCAGCUGCCAUUGAGGAUGUAAAUAACCAGCAUACUCAAUAUCCUGCGGUUGAUACCCAACAAUAUCAAGCUUAUGAUACUUUUCAAGUUUCAGCUGCCAUUGAGGAUGUAAAUAAUCAGCAUACUCAAUAUCCUGUGGUUGAUACCCAACAAUAUCAAACUUAUCAAGUUGCAGCUGGCAUUGAGGAUAUAAAUAACCAGAAUACACAAUAUCCUGUGGUUGAUACCCAACAAUAUCAAACUUAUGAUAGUCAAUCGACAAUUGAUGGAAUAUCUGGAAUUCACCAAUCUACCUAUCAGUAUCCAAACUAUGAUUCAAACCAAUCUACGGUUGUUAAUACGCCUCCACCACAAUCUUAUUCACCAUUUUCGGCGAAAGUCGUUCACUUUGUAUCGUGUUUAUAUCCACAAUGUACGGGUGAAAAUAAAUCAACCGCCAAAUUUUGUUCUGAGUGCGGACGAGCCAUUAAUGAGUCCUCGCCUACAGUUGAUACGUCGAACAUGUAUAAAAACUCUGUAAUUCAACAACAGUAUGAUACUUAUAGUACGAACAUUGCAAAUGAUCCUUUAGGAAGGUCUAAAGGGUGCCCUAUUGUUUCCUUUGGUUUUGGGGGCAAAGUGUUCACCAUGUUCCCUCGUACUGUCCAACGUUUUACUAGUACGGAUCAAAGUACACCAAUUACAAAAUAUGCACCAGGUUCUUUUAUAAUUCGUACUUUAAAGGAUAUAAUCCCAUUAUCGGAUAUUGAAGAUUUCCCUGGCCCUCUUCUUUUGGAUAAUAAUCGAGGAGGCGUGAAAGCAAAAAGAAAACAUGUGAUAAAAUAUUUAAGCGACCAAAUCAAAGUUGCUGAAGAUUUACUGAACUCUUUUGUCGGUGAAGAAGUUGAAAAAAGAAACUUGGAAGCUAAUACGAUCAUUUGGCACUUAUUUAAAAUCAUGUUUGAACAUGAUGGUGUUCUUGUUGGAAGUCCAAAAGUUGAAGAAGCUGUACGAUGUGUUUUGGUACCAUCUGUUACUAAAACGGAGCAUUAUGAAUCAAAUUUUACAGUUCCAGCCGAUUCUAGCUUUGAUUCUACACAAAGCCUGCCAGAAUCGCCCACACCACCGUCUUUGACGUACUCCAGUUCUCCAAAAGCUAUUGACACAUUACAAGAACUAUUACUUAAAGGAGACCGUGUUGCUGCCAUAAAUCAUGCAAUGAAUAACAAUUUAUGGACUCAUGCUCUGAUAAUUGCGAGUUGUGUCAACAAAGAUCAAUGGAAAGAGGUUGUAAAUAGUUUUAUAAACCAUGAAUUGGGUCCCCAACCGAAUGAUGCUUUACAAUCUAAUGGGAGAGAAUGUUUAAGGGUUUUAUAUGCUUUAUUUGCUGGAAACGGGCAGAACUCUGUCAACCAAUUUCUUCCUUAUUCAACAUUGCUCAAUCGUGUAACUCAGCCUGCAAAUACAACAUUCCCACCCAAUCCUUUAGCAACAAAUAUUGCACAAUUAAAUCCUUCAGCCAGCAUGCAGUAUAAUCCUGUACCCAUAAACACUUUAUAUUCUUCUGCUACAUGCGAUGCUCCAAUUGAGAGUUUGGAGAAAUGGCGUGAAACUUUGGCUAUUAUUUUAGCAAAUAGAUCACCAGGUGAUAAUCAAGCAAUAUCGGCCUUAGGAGACAUGCUAAAAGAGUUUGGGAGGAUUAAUGCUGCUCAUGUAUGCUACAUGUUGUCUCCUCAAUCUUCCACCCAAUCUGGAAUUGAUGAUAUUAAUUCCCGUUUCACACUCGUGGGCAAUGACUGUAUUAAUAAUCAGUCCACUCGCUUUUUUGGUGAUUGGCAAGCGCUGCGUCUCACAGAAAUUUAUGAGUUUGGACUUUCAUUGAACAAUAAUGAUGGCUUACCAUUUUUACAAGCUUACAAGUUACUAUAUGCGUGGUGGUUGGUGGAUUGUGGUUAUUUAAAUGAAGCUAGAAGGCAAGAAAAUAUUCCAAUUAAUUAA
Cetraspora pellucida is the source of this 3075-nucleotide messenger RNA. The record is from the annotation of a GenBank genome assembly. NCBI's taxonomy places the organism in Eukaryota, Fungi, Glomeromycota, Glomeromycetes, Diversisporales, Gigasporaceae.